GUUGUCGGAGAGAAAAACCAAACCAUAGCUCAGUGUCGGAAUCAAAUUAAAAUCUAGAGAGAGAGAGACACAGAGGGUUUAGAUCCAUCAGUCACAAAAGCUUAUGCAGUCGCUACAACAACCCCUAGCGGUUAACAACCAGUCUGAACCAGACGCGCCGCCUAAGCAAGUGGCUCAAGCCAUGGAACGUCUCAACCAAGCCGCUAGGGUUAUCGCCGACAUCCGUCUCGGCGCCGACCGUAUCCUCGAAGCAAUGUUCGUAGCCUCAAACCCUCGCCACAACGACAUGCCUCUUCAGCUCUUCCUUAAAGAAGACGCAUCAAUGCGUCAACACCUUCAAGAUCUCCGUUCAAUUGGGAAGAAGUUGGAAGAGUCUGGGGUUUUAACUGAGUCUCUAAGGUCAAGGAGUAACUCUUGGGGUCUUCAUAUGCCUUUGGUUUGUCCUGAUGGUGCUGUUGUGGCUUACGCUUGGAAGAGACAGCUUGCUGGCCAAGCUGGUGCUUCUGCUGUUGAUAGAACCAGGUUAGCUCUCAAGGCCUUUACGGAUCAGAAAAGGCGAUUCUUUCCACACAUUGACGACGGACACAAGAUGGAAUCAACAUCUAAAAAACGUCGUGGCUCCAACUCACUAUUAGAACAUGGAGGAGAGGAGCCUGUUGAGUACAAGACAUUACCAGAUAUACAGUCGCGUUUAGAGAAGCUGGUCCCGAAUGUGAAGGUGUCUACUUAUGGACGGUUGAGCUGGCUGAAAAGAGCUACUUCUUUACCUGAGUCAGGAAGUGAUGAUCCAUCAGAAGAAUCAAAACCUAUUUUCCAGAGUUCUAGUAAGAUGAGAUCAGGGUUAGAGGAUGAAGUUGUUGACAAGGUUGCUGUAAUUGAAUUAUCGUUUCCUUCUGUAUUCAGAGCUGUAGUCUCGUUGAAUCCAGCUGGUUCAGUUGAUCCAGAUGCAGUUGCAUUCUUCUCUCUAGAUGAGGGAGGAAGCUACUUACAUGCGAGAGGCUUCUCGGUUCAUCAUGUUUACAAACACAUCACGGAACAUGCUGCUACGGCCUUGCAAUACUUCCUCAGCUUUGGUACCGGAACAGCUUUGUACUCUCUCCUGCUAUGGAUAUGCAGUUUUGAAUCCCUUUAUAGUAAACCAUGCAGUAAAUGUGGAAAGCUAUUAGCAAUGGAUAAAAAGUCUUCUUUAAUCCUACCUCCUAUACACCGCGCUUAUCAAGAAUUGCCUCUUGCAGUCAGUCUCAACGUUUGUGAAGCGUACCAUGCUGGUUGCUCAUCAGAUGCUUCUUAGUAUUAGUGAGAGGUUCAAUUAAAAGGUUAGAGAAAGAGAACUAACUUUGAAGAACACGUGUAUGAAUCUAUAUUGGCCUGUUUUCUCUCCUGUUGUUUGUGUCUCCCCAUGUUGAGGUGAAAUGCACAUUACAUCAGUUCCUUCUUUGUUUCUCUUCUCGGUUAAGACAUGAGCGACAUAGAAUCAAGUGGCAACUGAUGACACAUAUGUGAAUGUUGUGUUUUUCUAGACAUUUGAUCUGUGUCACGUAAGAUCAAUAAGCUUAUGUCUUAUUAUCUAGUGAUUUUACAUAUGAAACUGAUCAAGUCCAAACCUGAAGCUAAGGAAAAACACACAUAAGAGUCACUAAAGAAGGAUAAAACAAAAGAAACAGUAAGAAGGAAGACCAUACAUUUACUGAUUUACAUUACAACAUUAAGACAAGCUUCCAAAACCAAACCAAAAGUCCUUCACUACUUCUUGUCUUCUUCAAUACCACCCACCACAACACUCAUCGUCUUCACAUGGCAUUCCUCUGGCACCACCACCGCCAUUGACCUCCUCAGACCACAUACUGUCCAGAGAUACAAAGCCAACAUUACCCCUAACGCUCCACAUACUGCACCUAAGACCAAAACACCAAACAUUCGCCAUAUGCACUCGUUUACAUCCUCCCCCUCCUCCGUGGAAACAUCAGCCUCUAUUGCUUGAUUCGGUUCAAGUGGCAGUGAAUGCAUCCACACAGGCGUUGGCUGCCUUAUCUCAAAGUUCCAUGAAUGGAGGAAAUGAGCCUUGGAAGUGUUACCGUUUAUAGAGCUUAACCCCACCAAGAACUCACCACCAUUCCAUAACUCCCCUAAAUCUACCGAGAAAUAGAAGAAUGGAUCCAACAUCUUUAUCGAACCUGGUUUUCUAAAUCUAACCAUCACUCUCUUAGAAAGUGCUUCAUACUCAAUCAUACAGUUCAACCUCCCUCCAUUUUCCAUCACCAAGUCACCCUCAAAAGAAAGGUUUCGAAUUUCAGAAACUUCAGGUUUACCUAUCAAGACUCUUGCAUAGUUUCCUCUAUUGGAAAUAUCAAACUCAAAAGCCACAACUGUCUCGUUCUUUGCGUACUCAAACAGAAACCCUAACGCAGAGGAACUGUUAUCUUUCUUACUGAACAGACCAAGAUCCAAACUAGUUGGAACCAUAACAAAAGCCAAGACAUCACCAACCUCAUUAGGCAUUGAGAACGAGAAGUAACUCGAGAAAGAUAACGAGUUACUACUCUCUUUACCUUGGAAAAGAUUGAUGGGUUCCUUGUAAACGACUCUUCCCUCGCUUCCACUCACUGAGUCAGUCAGCUGAAUCGAAGAAGCGUCACUGACAAGCUUCGAAUCUCCAAACAAAGCAACGUUCUUGUCAAGACUCGGAGACUUUGCGAACCCAUCAAACGAAAACGAGUAGUUCACACCUGCAGCUCCAUGAAUCUUGAAGGACAACAAAACGAGCGAAAAGGAUAAGGCUUUGAAUAUCGACAUAGCUUUAACUAAGUGAAAACUGGGUCUUUCUGAUUUAAAAUGGGUAAAGUGAGAAGCUCUUCUUCUUCUAUUUCUAUAUGGAAUCUUCAGGAUUCGAGAAAGCAUUCCACUUUUUAAGAGCGAAAAAGUAUUUAGCUCUCAGAAACGCUCACUUUACUCUG
Molecule: messenger RNA, 2954 nt
Organism: Eruca vesicaria subsp. sativa (arugula)
Lineage: Eukaryota; Viridiplantae; Streptophyta; Magnoliopsida; Brassicales; Brassicaceae
Source: the annotation of a GenBank genome assembly